GGCGCUGCUCUGCCGGCCCUGGAGGGGCUCCUCGCUGAUGCUCCGGCCCCGGAGGGGCUGCUGGCCGCCCCAUGGACGGGAAGGUCGCCCUGCGGCUCCUGCUGCUGCUCUCCUGCGCCGGGCUCGGCGGUUCCGAGGAGAGGAGCCCCGGGCUGAACGGGUCGGACAGUUCGCAUGAAUUUUCAGAUCAGGAUUCUCUCCAGAGAAAUGGUCAGCGUUACAAUGGUCAUGUGAAGCCAAAGUUUAAUGUCAAUCAAGUGGCAAUUGCACAGGUUGUCAGCCACAACUGGAGCAGGGGAGGGCAGUGGGAAGGAGCAGCCUGGAGGCCGUUCCCCCACAGCCACUCCAGGCCCCUGAACGUCACCAUCAACGGCACCCCCUGCAUCCUCUUCUGGGCCAAGAGGAUCUUGAUCAGGCUGGAGAACCACACCCAGCUGGAUCUGACAGAGAGGACGUUUGGUGUCCAUGCCACUGUGGAUGUUGGGGACUCCAACUGCAGCGAGGACAGCGCCAUGCUUUCCCUGAAGUUUGGUGACAUUGGCAAUCUACAGGGACUUGUUAUCAGGCUCCUGCUGACCACCAGCUACUACCAGCUGUCUGUGCAGAGCUGGUUCAGCCUGCAGAGGCUGCAGCUGCUGUACAACCACUCGGUGCAGGCCACGUUCCGCGCCCCGGGCAUCGGCGCUCCCGCCACCGCCUCCUUCCGCUGCCACCACCUCAGCAGCCUGCACAGGCACGAUGCCCUGCUGCUGCCCAGCUCUGAAGACGACCUCUCCCACCUCUGGGAGGUCACCUUCGUCGACUUCCAGAUUCAAGGCUUUAACGUUCAAGAGGGGCAUUUUGCCUACGCCAGGGACUGUGCAUCCUCCUUCUCCCCAGCCAUCCUGAUGGGGCUGGUGAUGUCCCUGGUUCUGCUGCUGGUCCUGGCCUAUGCCCUGCACAUGCUCAUCCACCUCAAGUCUCUCGAGAGGCACUACGAGUGCAAAGCUUCCCCUGCCUACUUUGCACAGAUGAAGGACAGCGACGUGGGGGAUGAGAAGGAGCCACUGAGGAGCAGUGGAAAUGAGUCCUAUGAACUCAGGAACCAGCAGUUUGGUAAAAUCUAUAUUUAGCAGCUUAUCUGUCUCAGUGGAACGAGGUGUUUUCUGCUGCUGGCACUGUUCUAACAUAGUCUGUGCAGAUUUUUUUUUACCAGCUGAUGAAAGGAAAACUAGGUAACAGGUUGUUUAGCCAGUUAUUCACUGGUAAUCAUCUCAAAGAUGCCUUGGGAAAGAAGGUGAGAAAAAAAAUUCUCCAUUGUGAGUAGGGGAUAUUCAUGUUGUGGGGCUGAGUCCUGUAGCAAA
Molecule: messenger RNA, 1343 nt
Organism: Ficedula albicollis (Collared flycatcher)
Lineage: Eukaryota; Metazoa; Chordata; Aves; Passeriformes; Muscicapidae
Gene: ATP6AP1L
Product: ATPase H+ transporting accessory protein 1 like
Exons: 7
Coding region: 72-1112 (346 amino acids)
Cellular component (GO): proton-transporting V-type ATPase complex
Source: RefSeq, a predicted model, not a curated record